Messenger RNA from Heterostelium album PN500, 153 nucleotides. RefSeq lists its product as uncharacterized. The transcript has a single exon. Lineage: Eukaryota; Evosea; Eumycetozoa; Acytosteliales; Acytosteliaceae. Bases 1 to 153 code for a protein of 50 amino acids. The record is from RefSeq and is a predicted model, not a curated record.
AUGUUGACACCGACAGUAACUAGCAAGCUUAUCAUAGGUAAACACCGAGUGGUUUACACGUACCCGCUAAGAAUUCUAAGUGGCUUAAAUACUCCAUCUGCCUAUCCAAAUCAAUGGGAACAUCAUCCCUUACUCAAAAUGGCCUGUGGCUGA